AUGCAGGAUUGUAGCUUGAUUAUUUGGGAAGAAGCUUCCAUGUCCCAUAAAGCAUCAGUUGAGGCAUUAGACAGGACAAUGCUCGAUUUACGCAACAGAAAUUGCCCAAUGGGUGGCUGCACCGUUUUGUUUUCUGGAGACUUUCGUCAAAUUUUGCCAGUCAUAGCAAGGGGGACUAGAGCUGACGAAGUCAAUGCAUCACUCAAAAGAUCUUAUCUUUGGCCACAUAUUACAAAAUGUAAUGGUGCAUUUCAAUCCGGAAAUGUUAAAAUCAAUCUUAGUAACCUAUGUGCUUUGGUUCAAAAUGUGGAAGAAUUGGUUGAGACCGUAUAUCCCGAUAUUACUAAUAUAACUACAAAGACUUUAUGUUGGUUUAAGGAAAGGGCUAUAUUGGCACCUACUAAUGAACAGGUUGAUAAAAUUAAUCAUUUAAUUAUUUCCAAGUUUGAAGCACCAUCACAGAUAUACUAUUCAGUUGAUACAGUUUUGGAUACCGCAGAGGCAGUACAUUAUCCAACUGAAUUUUUGAAUUCUUUAGUUCCUCCCGGAAUUCCUCCACACAAGUUAAUAUUAAAAGUGGGUUCACCAGUGAUAUUACUUAGAAAUUUAAAUCCCCCAAAAUUGUGUAAUGGCACGAGACUCAAUAUAGUUAAAUUAAAAAACUUUCUAAUCGAAUGCACUAUUUUAACUGGCUGUGGUACUGGUGAUACUGUUUUAAUUCCCAGAAUACCGAUGAUUCCCUCCGAAUUACCCUUCCAAUUCAAAAGACUGCAAUUUCCAAUCAAAUUAGCCUUUGGUAUUACUAUUAAUAAGGCACAAGGCCAAACUUUAAAAGUUGCAGGAAUAGAUUUAACUGAUCAAUGUUUUUCUCACGGCCAGUUAUAUGUUGCCCUUUCAAGGGUGACAUGUAAAAAUAAUCUGUUUGUGUUUACUAACAAUCCGUCAGAAGUAAUGAACGUUGUGUAUAAGGAAAUAUUUCAAUAG
Messenger RNA from Melitaea cinxia (Glanville fritillary), 984 nucleotides. RefSeq names its product ATP-dependent DNA helicase PIF6-like. Bases 1 to 984 code for a protein of 327 amino acids. NCBI's taxonomy places the organism in Eukaryota, Metazoa, Arthropoda, Insecta, Lepidoptera, Nymphalidae. The record is from RefSeq and is a predicted model, not a curated record. The transcript is spliced from 2 exons. Gene Ontology annotation, biological process: telomere maintenance; DNA repair. Gene Ontology annotation, molecular function: DNA helicase activity.